AUGGGUAUUGACAUAGCAGAGCGGCGACGUCUGCGGACAGACACACGGAUCGAGGGAGAGAGAGAGAAAGAGAGAGGAACAGGUACAGAGAGAGAAAGUGAGAAACUAGGUGCUCUGUAGGAGAGGUUGUGAUUUGUCACAACACUCCACAAGGGAAAGUAGAUCUAUCCGGAACAGCAGAGAGGCUAUUUUUUCAGUUUGUGACAGUUUAUGAAAGUAACAGCGACGUUUUUGAUGAAUCCGUGUACCUGUUGCCUUCUACCUAUUCGUGAAGUGGAUUUCUCUAGUCCCCCAACACCAACACUGACUGAGCACAACUACUAGGACAAUUACAAUAUUCUUUGAGCGCUUGGAAAACUUUCCAAGGACACUGUCUGCCCACCCGGGGCAGCCCACCCAGACCAUCAGCCAUGUUUCAGAACCAGAGGAAAAGCGUCAAAGCUGUGAGGAGCAACAAGACAGCCGCUAAAGGGAAGGUGCUUUGUGAGUAUAGGAGGCUUUUGUUUAUUUAUUCUUAUUGCAAUCAAUCAAAUGUAUUUUAUAAAGCCCUUUUUACAUCAGCAGAUGUCACAAAAUGCUAUACAGAAACCCAACCUAAAACCCCAAACAGCAACCAAUGCAGAAGUAGAAGCACGGUGGCUAGGAACAACUCCCUAGAAAGGCAGGAACCUAGGAAGAAACCUAGAGGGGAAACAGGCUCUGAGGGGUGGCCAGUCCUCUUCUGGCUGUGCCGGGUGGAGAUUAUAAGAGUACAUGGCCAGAUUACGGCCAGAUUGUUCUUCAAGAUGUUCAAACGUUCAUAGAUGACCAGCAGGGUCAAAUAAUAAUCACAGUGGUUGUAGAGGGUGCAACCGGUCAGUAUUGUAAUGUAAUGUCAUAUUUUGCCUCAUAUUUCUAUGCUUAUUCUUCUGAUUAUCACAGUUUGCUAAUAGACUAUCACUAUCCAAGUGGCUAACCCAUAUCAGAAGGCUUUACAAACUCUAGCAGUUUCAUACCACCGCGGCAAGCCAUUGGUGUCAGAGGUUCGGAGGUGUUUCAGUUCUUCUUCAGAGUUGUUUUGUCAAACUUCUGAGUCUACGUAGCUUAUGUUCCCUGCCUCCUCCCUGUGUUUCUCUGCUGCAGGGAACAAAGCUCAGCAGACGAUAGCUCAGCGAUGUGGAGACCCGAAAGAGGGAGGGAAGGAGGGAGGAAAGGAGGAGAGAGGGAAGGAGGAGAACAUCAAGGAGAACAAGGAGAACCAGCUGAUGUCUGGUGGUGAUGUGGUGGAGGACGUUGAAGAGGUGAAGAGGCAGAGUGUGUUUGAUAAAGCCGUCUAUGACCUGGCCCACACGGAGAAGGUGAUGAACGACCUGACGUUCGGACGGAGGGUGGCCUUCUACGAGUUGAGAGGGGAGAUCGGCUGUGGAAACUUCUCCCAGGUGAAACUGGGCAUUCACGACCUAACUAAAGGUGAGACACAGCCCUGGAUCGUGGAACCACCUAUCAGUGGUGGAAAAAGUACCCAAUUGUCAUACUUGGGUAAAAGUAAACAUACCUUAAUAGAAAAUGACUCAAGUAAAAGUGAAAGUCACCCAGUAAAAUACUACUUGAGUAAAAGUCUAAAAGUAGUUGGUUUUAAAUAUACUUAAGUAUCAAAAGUAAAUGUAAUUGCUAAAAUAUACUUAAGUAUCAGAAGUAAAAGUAUAAAUAAUUUCUAAUUCCUUAUAUAAAGCAAACCAGACGGCAUCAUUUUCUUGUUUUUUAAAUUUACGGAUAGCCAGGGGCACACUCCAACACUCAGGCAUAAUUUACAAAUGAAGCAUGUGUGUGUAGUGAGUCUGCCAGAUCAGAGGCAGUAGGGAUGACCAGGGAUGUUCUCUUCAUAAGUAUGUGAAUUAGACCAUUUUCCUGCUAAGCAUUCAUAAUGUAACGAGUACUUUUGGGUGUCAGGGAAAAUGUAUGCAGUAAAAAGUAAAUUAUUUUAUUUUGGAAUGUAGUGAAGUAAAAGUAAAAGUUGUAAAUAGUAAAGUAAAGUACAUAUACCCUAAAAACCUACUUAAGUAGUACUUUAAAGUAUUUUUACAUAAGUACUUUACAACACUGCCACUUAUACAGGGCUCACUUGUAAAGGAUAUGUAAUUCUCAAUGUGACUUCUCUGGUUAAAUAAAGGAUAAAUAAAACAAUUAUACAUAUUGUAAAUGGCACAAAAAAAGCACACAAGUUCCUCUUGUAGUUUCCUUGGAAAAAUUACCCGUCUAUAUAAUGUCAAGUGAUGACAUGUUUCAUAUUAACAUGACUAUGAUAAGGUUUGAAUUCAUGGAUCCCCAGCGUAUGCACUUCCCUGCGGAGACAUGUUAACAUGGCUUGAUUACUUCACUAGCACGUUUUGCCUUCACAGUCUAGACCUCAAUAGCCUUUUCUCAUGUGGACUCAACCAGACUCUCUGGCUGGGAGACCUACAGCUUGCCAGCCACCUUGCCUUGCCAUUGUUGCCUUGCCAGUGUUGCCUUGCCGGUGUUGCCUUGCCGGUGUUGCCUUGCCAGUGUUGCCUUGCCGGUGUUGCCUUGCCAGUGUUGCCUUGCCGGUGUUGCCUUGCCGGUGUUGCCUUGCCAGUGUUGCCUUGCCAGUGUUGCCUUGCCAGUGUUGCCUUGCCAGUGUUGCCUUGCCAGUGUUGCCUUGCCAGUGUUGCCUUGCCAGUGUUGCCUUGCCAGUAUUGCCAAUCUUGCCUUGCCGGUGUUGCCUUGCCAGUAUUGCCAAUCCUGUGUUGCCACACUAAAUAAGUCUGGAGGAGAACAAACUAGGUUAAUCCAACAUGUGAGAAAAAUCCGAUGGCUAUAAUCUCAUUAAACUUUCAUUAAUCCCUGUCGAUUGUCUUCAGCCCCUUGCACAUGUCUCAGACUCAGUCACAAGCUUAUGUAUUGAGGACAGUAUUGAGGACCAUAGCCAUGGCAAGACGAGCUGAAAAGAGAUAAAGAGAGAGGAGAGCUUAGUGAAUUAUAAAUGUGAUGUCUCUAACGCUCUCCCUGCCCCCUUCUCUCUCUUCCUCCAUCUUGGAUUCCAACACCCAGAGAGAGUGGCAGUUAAGAUCCUGGAUAAAGUCAAACUGGACAAGAGGUCCCACGUGCUGUUUGCCUCAGAGAUCGGAUGCAUGGAGAGGCUGUCCCACCCCAACAUUGUGCGUCUGUACGAGGUGGUGGAGACGUUUAAGCGGCUGUACCUGGUCAUGGAGUACGCCAGUGGAGGAGAUCUGUUCUCACGCAUUACCACCAGGGGUAGACUCUCAGACCUGGAAAGCAAACUCAUCUUUUCCCAGAUACUGGCUGCAGUCAAACACAUGGUGAGUUAGCAACAUUAUAGUCUCACAUCGACUCUAACUACUACAGUAGCACUGUGCUGUAAGUCUGUCUAAACAACAACGGCCCAUGGAGGACCCCAUUUUAAAUAAGUGUUGGGUGAUACGUUGAUGUAUCCUUAGGGCCCUAACGUGCACACUCAGUCUCUGUGUACAAAUCUUGCUUUGUGUUUCAAGUAUUUUCUUCUUGUCAUCUUCCAGCACGAUAACAACAUAGUCCACCGGGACCUGAAGGCAGAGAACGUGUUCUACACCACCUCCUACUGCAUCAAGGUAGGCGACUUCGGCUUCAGCACCUCCUCGCGCCCCGACGACGUCCUCACCACCUUCUGCGGCUCCCCGCCCUACGUCGCCCCAGAGCUCUUCAGGGACAAAGGCUACGUGGGCCAGUCCGCUGACGUCUGGGCCCUGGGUGUACUACUCUACUUCAUGACUACUGCCAUGUUGCCCUUCAACGCUGCCAACCUCAGCCGGCUGAAGGUCUGCAUCCUUCAGGGCUCCUUCACCAUCCCAGCCUACGUGCCCGACCCCUGCCACCAGGUCAUCCAGGGCAUCCUGAGGCCCGUGCCCACCGACCGCCUCUCUGUAGCUCAUAUCAUGACAUACACCUGGCUGAAGGGCAUCGACUACCCCCAGGCGUACCCCUCCUCCCGCCCGACCCCAGCCCACCUGGCUGAGCCCUCCCGGGUCCUGAGUACAGACGAGCUGGAUGUCAAGGCAGCCCUGGAGAACCUGGGGAUAACAGAGAGUCACCUGGUGAACAACACCUGCCCAGACCUGAGGAGCCCUGUGACGGGGGCCUAUAGGAUCCUGCUGCACCGCAUCCAUAAGAGGAAAACAGUGGAGGCGGUGGGGUACAGCGCUGCGUGUCACAAAGACUUCCAGGUCAAGAGACGCUGGAGCGAGGGGACCUUGCCUCUGAUAAGGCCUUCUGCUGUGUGUGUAAUCAUGUAG
This is a messenger RNA of Coregonus sp. 'balchen', 4286 nucleotides long. NCBI's taxonomy places the organism in Eukaryota, Metazoa, Chordata, Actinopteri, Salmoniformes, Salmonidae. The record is from the annotation of a GenBank genome assembly.